UAGAGCGUACGUAGUUCUUGGUUUCGUGGUUUUUUUAAACCAAAAUUCAAAGCCUUAUCAUGGUUGAAGUUGCUGCAGCACCCGCUCCUGCUACGCCAGUGAAGAAAUCUCCGGCUAAAAAAGCAGCAGCCAAGCCAAAGAUUGCCAAAGCUGCUCAUCCACCAACGUCUCAGAUGGUUUUGACCGCGGUAAAGGAGCUUAAGGAACGAAAUGGAUCUUCUCUCCAGGCAAUCAAGAAGUUCAUUGCUGCCAAGUACCUGGUUGAACCAAAAUCACAGGCUCAUUUCAUAAAAAAAUAUCUUAAAUCAGCUGUGGCCAGUGGAGCCUUGGUUCAAACCAAGGGAGUCGGAGCCGCUGGAUCUUUUAAGUUGCCAGUAACUAAGAAAGCUGCUGCUGAAGGCAAACCAAAAGCGGCAAAGGCACCAAAAGCGAAAUCUAAGCCUUCUGCUACCAAGAAGAGUCCCAAGAAAGCUGCUGCUUCUAAGUCCAAAAAAACUGUUGCCCCCAAAGCCGUGAAAGCUGCAAAGCCAAAAGCUGCUGCCAAGAAACCUGCAAUCAGCAAGAAAACUGCCAAGGCUCCAACUUCCAAGCCCAAGAGCCCCAAAGCCAGGAAAGCUCCAGCUAACAGGGGCACACCCAAAAAGUAA
Messenger RNA from Belonocnema kinseyi, 647 nucleotides. Its product is annotated as histone H1-III-like. NCBI's taxonomy places the organism in Eukaryota, Metazoa, Arthropoda, Insecta, Hymenoptera, Cynipidae. Gene Ontology annotation, biological process: chromosome condensation; negative regulation of DNA recombination; nucleosome assembly. The record is from RefSeq and is a predicted model, not a curated record. Gene Ontology annotation, cellular component: nucleosome; nucleus. Gene Ontology annotation, molecular function: nucleosomal DNA binding; double-stranded DNA binding; structural constituent of chromatin. The coding region runs from base 60 to 647 and encodes 195 amino acids. The transcript has 2 exons.